AUGCCAUCACCUCGUCCCACCCAUCAAAUCCUUUGCUAUUUGACCACUUCCGACAAGUCGGUCAAACCUCGUUCAAUCACAUUAAAUAAUUCUGUUCAUAAAGUGGAGGAUAGUGCAUAUGCUUCUGAAAAGAAGUUGACAUUCUUCGUUUCAAGACACAUUUAUCGAAAUAGCUCCGUUCUAAUGUCUUGCUUACCAACAGCUUCACGCUCAAGUUACCCAACCGAUCAUAUUCUACAUAGUACACGGGAUAGAAAAAUUAAAAAGCCUAUGAUGGAAAAGAUGAGAAGACAACGUAUCAACGACUCCUUGAACAUUCUCAAAGAUUUUUUGCUUCAAUUCGCUCCUCACGAUCGUGUUACGAAACUAGAGAAAGCUGAUAUUCUUGAAAGAACUGUCGUUUGUAUAAGGCAACUCCAACAACAGCGUGGUAUUCCUCAAGACGUAAUGAAAGCUCAAGAAGCUUAUGAAAAAGGAAGAGGAGAAGGAGUAGAAGAAGGAUUCACACAAUGCUCGAGAGCUGUCUUUACCUAUUUAGCUAUGAUGAUGCCUCCUCAGUCUGAUACCCGUGCUCAACAGUUUCACCUAGGACUUGUCACCCAUCUUAGAAAUUCUAUGCUCCAAUCGAAUCCAUCUUUAUUGAGAGGGGCAACCCCACCCAAUGGGUGUGGGAACGGCAACGGAAGCGCAUUUUCUUCAAUAAAUAAAUGGACUCCUUUAACGCCAACGUCGUCUCCAUCUGAGCCAAUAGGAUCUCCUAAUGAUCGGAGGAAUGUUUCACCUUGCCAUUCUGAAUUGCCGUCAAAACUAGAUUCACCCAUCAGACCUUCUCCACGAAAGACAGUGUGGCAACCUUAUUUAUGA
This is a messenger RNA of Auanema sp. JU1783, 864 nucleotides long. The record is from the annotation of a GenBank genome assembly. NCBI's taxonomy places the organism in Eukaryota, Metazoa, Nematoda, Chromadorea, Rhabditida, Rhabditidae.